ACAUCUCUGCGCCACAUAUCUGUAAGUUCCUGAAUCGCAAUAUGGGAAGAAGGUAUACAGACUACAGACAUGAUCUUCACCUACAGUACCGAAAAUCAAAAUCACUGGCCAAAGCACAAGCAGAGUUCCCUAACCUCUCGCAAGAAGAUUGGAAUUAUCUGUGUACUCAGCUUUUCAACACACCAGAAUUUCAGAAAUUAUCUGCUCAGAAUGCUCAAAGUCGGGCUUGUCUUCAAUUCCUCCAUCGGGGAGGAUCUCGAUCGUUUAUUAGUCGUGGUCCUAAGCCGGUAUACAGUGUUGUAUACUUUUGCGUAUUGUAUCAGUUGAACCUUGAGGUUUUUAUGCAUGUAGUAGUGUAAUAUCUGGGUGUAAAGGUACAGGAUUAUUCUAUAUUUCAUUUGAGAAUGUAGUUCUGUAUUGAUUGAGAA
Papaver somniferum (opium poppy) is the source of this 428-nucleotide messenger RNA. RefSeq lists its product as uncharacterized. The record is from RefSeq and is a predicted model, not a curated record. Bases 42 to 359 code for a protein of 105 amino acids. The transcript is spliced from 2 exons. Lineage: Eukaryota; Viridiplantae; Streptophyta; Magnoliopsida; Ranunculales; Papaveraceae.